Molecule: messenger RNA, 1158 nt
Organism: Letharia columbiana
Lineage: Eukaryota; Fungi; Ascomycota; Lecanoromycetes; Lecanorales; Parmeliaceae
Exons: 2
Coding region: 1-1158 (385 amino acids)
Source: RefSeq, a predicted model, not a curated record
AUGCUUUCUGAUGACUCGCGUCUCGUCUUCUACGUGGACGCACCAGGGGAGAACCCUCACAUGGCUCUACUUUGUAAGUCCUCCUUAAGCACCCAUCUGGAUGGUAUUGAACCCCUAACAAGACCCAACUUGGGGGCUGUAUCGAGACUACAGAUUACCAAAGAUAGCUAUGAUUUGACAGACUUUGUCAAGAGGUCGCCAUUCAUCGACUACGCAAGUAUCUCAUGGCAGGCGCACUUGAUAGACGGCAAAAUCAGCCUCGAGUUCGAAAACAUUAUGCGUCGACUGCAGAAGUUGCUGACGUAUGAUUUGACGAUUCUCUGUCGCGCUGCUGGAAGAAUUGAAGAAGUAGCGAUAGCUGGCCUCGAGGACUUGGUAAUCGAUGUCGUUUGGGCGGCUUUUCACCCCAGGCUACCUUUGCUCGUGUUGACGUGCAUCACGUGCCGAAAGAGUGAUGUAGGAGCCAUUGCAAAGGCUGGAAAAGUGAUAGAGAUUGACCUAGAAGCGCUCAAAUCUGUUCAGAUUAUCUUCCCGAAGCGCGGCCUUUUCAUAUCUAAAGAGGCACAAUUAUCCCCUUGCGGUUCGUUCUGUUUCCUAAUCAAUGGCUUCCAGGGUGUUUCAAUCCUGGAUAGCAUCUUCUUGGCGAAAAAGCAAGCAAAGAUGCAUGCACCCGCGGUAUGCGGCUAUGGAACAUCUUACAACGGACGCUUCUACGAAGUAGGUUGGCUUGGUAGGACCACGAUGGUGAACCUGUACCAAGCAAUCGAGCGGCCAAAUAAACGCGGUCUUCGUGAUUCAAUCAACAUGCAUCGACUGCCGAAGCACAUAAUUGCUGUUGCAAUCACCGCAUUUCCAAUCCACGUCGCCCUUGCGACAGUCCAUUUACAAGCGGGCGAAACUGGGGAUGACCUGGUCCGUCUUUAUUUGUAUCUGCCGUAUCUGUUACAAAAAGGACCCCCCGUGAUCAAGAAUCUUCGCGUGACCCUGAAUCAGUUCCGGACCAAGUUGGAGAAAGCUGCAAGAGCUGCAGAUGCAGAUAUAAAUGAGCUCUUUCACGAGAGACUUGGUGAGACAUCCGAGGCAGAGAGCAGCGGUAUGGAUUCCGAAGGGGCCGCAGUCUUUGCCGAUGAAGAUGAAAGUGGGUGGUUUGGGCUCUAA